AUGAAGAAGUUCGGCUUUGGAAAGAAGGGCGAUGACGGCGACGACGCCAACCGUCAUGCCCUCUUUAGUCGCAAGAAGUCGUCUCAGUCCGUCUCCUCCAACUCCUCCAACCCCUACGCCAAGCAAGGAGGCAAAGAUCCCUACGCCGACGAAGCGAAAUAUGCCAACAUGACUCCUUAUCAACAAGCCCGCGCAGGCCUUGGUGGCCCCGGCGGCCCUAGCCCUGCCCCCCAGGCUGCCAACCCCUACGGUGCUCCUUCGCCCGGACCCGGAGGUCCCCCCUCGCAACCCCCGAGCGGCUACGGUGCGGAUAGAUACGGAUCUGGUGGUGGCUACGGCGGAAACCGAUAUGGCGAUGCGCCCAGCCAGAACAGAUACAACAGUCCUGCCCCAGCCGCCGGUGCUAGAGGCCCUGGUGGCUAUGGCGGAUUUGGUCCCAGCGAGCCUGAUGACAACCGCGAUGCUCUGUUCGCCGGUGCCCAGGAGCGCCAGGCUCAGAAGCAGACUCCUGGCCAGGGCGGAGCUUAUGGGCAGUCAGGAGCGGACGGUGGUUCAUAUGGUGGCUAUGGAGAGGAGCGCCAGUUGACCGCUGAGGAGCAGGAAGAGGCAGAGUACCAGGCUAUCCUGCAAGAGAAGCGACAACUUCAGCAGGAGAGUGCUUCUUCCGUCAGCCGCUCAGUCCAGAUGGCUCGACAGGCGAACGAGGUCGGUCGCGCUACGCUAGCUCGUCUUGGUGCUCAGGGUGAACGAUUGAACAACACCGAGAAGCAUCUCGAUCUCGCUGCCAACCAGAACAAGAUUGCCCAGGACCGGGCUGCAGAGCUCAAGACUUUGAACGGAAGCAUGUUUGCUGUUCAUGUCAGCAACCCAUUCACAUCCAAGCAGCGCCAGUUGAAGGCCGAUGAGGAGGUCAUGUCACGUCACCGGUCUGAGCGAGACGCCCGAGAAGCCACCCGUCGUGACGGUUUCCAAGCCAACCAGCGAAUGGAGUCCAACUUCAGGGAUAUGGGCGCUGCGGGCAGAGCACGAGGGGCAGCCCGCAAGAAGGAUUAUGGAAAGUUCAACCUCGACGACGAGGAGGGUGCAGAUGAGCUUGAAGACCAGAUCGACGAUGGCAUUACCGAGCUGGAAGGCCAGGUGUCGAUGAUGAACAUGGUUGGCAGAGCCAUUGGCAAGGAGGUUGACGCGCAGAACAAGCAGAUCGAUCGUAUUAUGAACAAGGCGAGUGGAUUUCUUUCUCAUGUCACUCGCGAAACCAGAUCUAACCUCACAUAUAGAGCGAUGCUGUUGAUGACGCCACGAGAAUGA
Molecule: messenger RNA, 1308 nt
Organism: Fusarium keratoplasticum
Lineage: Eukaryota; Fungi; Ascomycota; Sordariomycetes; Hypocreales; Nectriaceae
Product: T-SNARE coiled-coil-like proteiny domain-containing protein
Exons: 1
Coding region: 1-1308 (435 amino acids)
Biological process (GO): exocytosis; vesicle fusion
Cellular component (GO): SNARE complex; plasma membrane
Molecular function (GO): syntaxin binding; SNAP receptor activity
Source: RefSeq, a predicted model, not a curated record